Acaulospora colombiana is the source of this 414-nucleotide messenger RNA. The record is from the annotation of a GenBank genome assembly. NCBI's taxonomy places the organism in Eukaryota, Fungi, Glomeromycota, Glomeromycetes, Diversisporales, Acaulosporaceae.
AUGCCUCCAAAGACCGCCGCUGAAAAGAAGCCUGCUACAAUUGGUGGUAAGGCCCCAGCUACUAAGGCACCUACGGCUGAUAAAAAAAAAACGGCUGCUGCCGCUGGCGACAAAGUCAAGAAGAAGAAAACGAGGAAGGAAACAUAUUCAAGCUAUAUCUAUAAGGUCUUGAAACAAGUACACCCCGAUACCGGUAUCUCAAACAAGGCCAUGUCGAUCAUGAACUCUUUUGUCAAUGAUAUUUUUGAACGUAUUGCUGCUGAAGCCUCUAAGCUUGCUGCGUACAACAAAAGAUCUACUAUCUCGUCAAGAGAAAUUCAAACAGCCGUUAGGCUUAUCCUUCCAGGCGAGUUGGCGAAGCACGCAGUCUCUGAAGGCACUAAGGCUGUUACUAAAUAUACUAGCUCCAAGUAA